UGGCGGGGGCGGGGAGGUGGAGCCUGGCUGCGGGCGCGGGGACCGCCGCUUCCCUCCCCCGUCGGCCCCUCACCUGGCGGGGCCGCCCCUCGCCAGGGGGCCGGUUCCACACGGGGCGCAGGCCUCGCCCGCCGGCCCUCCCCACCGCAGCCGCCGCCGGGCCGCGCGUCCGCCGCCAGCCGGCUCAGGCCCCAGCCGCCGCCGCUGCCGCCUCCCCCUCCAUGGCCGCCGCUCUCGCCGGCUGCAUUGUGGGAAGCUGACCUCACUCGCUGCUGCCGCCGCCCCGCCGGCUCCGGCACUCGCCGCCAUGGGGGCCGUGACCGACGAUGAAGUUAUCCGCAAGCGACUUCUGAUCGAUGGUGAUGGUGCUGGUGACGACAGGCGGAUCAAUUUGUUGGUGAAGAGUUUCAUUAAGUGGUGUAAUUCCGGAUCUCAAGAAGAAGGUUACAGCCAGUACCAACGAAUGCUGAGUACUUUAUCACAGUGUGAAUUUUCAAUGGGAAAAACUCUUCUGGUGUAUGAUAUGAACCUGAGAGAAAUGGAAAAUUAUGAAAAAAUCUAUAAGGAUAUAGAAAAUAGUAUAACUGCAGCACAUGAGAAGAUUUCUGAAUGCAAAAAACAAAUCCUGCAAGCAAAAAGGAUUCGAAAAAAUCGCCAGGAAUACGAUGCAUUGGCCAAAGUCAUACAACACCAUCCAGACAGACAUGAAACAUUGAAGCAGCUAGAAGCCUUGGGAAAAGAACUGCAACAUCUUUCUCACAUUAAAGAAAAUGUUGAAGAUAAGUUGGAGCUGAGAAGAAAGCAGUUUCAUGUUCUCCUGAGCACCAUCCAUGAGCUUCAGCAAACCCUGGAAAAUGAUGAAAAACUUUCAGAAGCUGAAGAAUCUCAGGAAACUCAGAUGGAAACAGAGACCAAACAGUAGAUGUAAGAUGAAGACUGACUAUACUUUUAAAGAAUGCCCAAGUAUCUUCACUUUAUGUUGAAACCAACAGUAAGAGAGCGCCGAAAAAUAGUUUUCUACUGCUUCUGUGAAUUUUUAUACAAAAAUAUUUGUUCUGCUUAUGCUUCAGGGGAAAUCAGUUCCAGAUCUGUGCAGACAGACACUUUGUGUUAAUCCACAAACUUUGACAUCUGUGACAAGAAAUAUAUUUUGUUUUACAAAGGAUGAAGCUUCUGCAUAGUACUUGCAAACUAAGGUGUUUGCAAACCAUUGCCAAUAAAAGGUGUUUACAAAGAGUUUCUUAAUUUUGUAGUAGGCAUUGAGCCUAAUAGUAAGGGCUCCUUUUCUUACUUGAUGUUGGACUGAGGGCAUUGCAUCUUUGCAUGAGUCCCAGCUCCCAUACCCUAGUCCAGAUGGGACCUAAAACUGAAGUAAGUAGGGUCUUAAUUUUUCAAAGUAGCUGCCAUUUUAGAACUUACCUGUGACUAGACUAGAAUUUGCUAGUUUCAUAUCAAACAAAUUACUUCUAUAGAAUUAAUGCUUGUCAAGGGGUGUAAAAGCUAAUAUAGUAUGAUUUUUUGUUGGGUUUUUUUUUUCAUAAGGUGAUGCAAAGAACUGCAGUGAUCUGAGCCUCGCUAGUCUGUGCUCUGUACAACCACAUCAGAAGUCACAUUUUGAAAUGACACGUUUAAAACUGCAAUGUAAAAGCUUUGUUCUUGUAGAACCAGGAAUCUAAUCCUGAUACCAUUUGUAACCUGCUUCUGGAUUUUAUCUGUCAAUUGACUAUAAAGAAAUACAUCAUAGUUCCUGAAACAAA
Molecule: messenger RNA, 1757 nt
Organism: Grus americana (Whooping crane)
Lineage: Eukaryota; Metazoa; Chordata; Aves; Gruiformes; Gruidae
Gene: THOC7
Product: THO complex subunit 7
Exons: 8
Coding region: 308-922 (204 amino acids)
Biological process (GO): mRNA export from nucleus; mRNA processing
Cellular component (GO): THO complex part of transcription export complex
Source: RefSeq, a predicted model, not a curated record